AUGGGAAGAUCUUCUAUGGGAAUUAGUCCUUUCUCAUCAGACAAUCCGAACUGUACUUUUUGGUAUAAUGCUUUCUUUGCUAAUAAUGGAACAAAUUUCACUCUUAAUAACUCUUAUAUUUUUACUUUUACUAAUACUGCCGGAGGUUCUAUAGGAAUUAAACCUACAGAUAGCGCUGAUCAAUUAGGAAUAAAAUACUAGUUUACAUAUACUGGAUAUCUUACUCCUACAAAUUAUAAGAGUAUUACUGUGUAAUUGACAUUUGGAAGUUGGUGCUAUCGUUCAAGUAUAAUAAUAAGACCAAAUCCAGUACUCAAAUAAACCUUCGAUAUUGAGGGACCUCCUAAUUAAAUUAUUUAUUAGAAUAUUUCUUGGACUUAAGCAAAUACAACUUGUUAAAAUGUCUCUUAUUAAUUGACUGUAAAAAAUACUACUAAUCCGCUUUUAAAUACUACAAUUAGUAAUAUGAUUCUUUUUAGUGCUGAUAAUUCUUAUUUAUACAUUCCUGUAUACAAAUUGAAUAUGAUUGGUAUAUACGAAGUCAAAAUUUAAGACUUAUUAAGUGGCAGAUAAACCAGCGUAGUAUUUGAUAAAUCCUUGGAAUUUGACUAUCCCCCACUGUGCAAAUUUAACUUAUUAUCUAAAAUAUAUUGGUACUUGAAGGUAGGUACGAAAUUCACCUACUAAAUACCUGAUGCAAUUGACCCAGAUGAUGAUUCCUAUAAAAUUAAAGUAUCUCUGGGUUAAACUUCAUUAUUUUCCACUUCAUCUUCAAGUGAAAUUACUAUUCAACCUAAAACAUUAAAUAUUGGUUCGUACACUGUAGGUAUAGAAUUAAUGGAUCUAAAUUCAAUUCCUAAAUCUAAGAAAUAUUCUUUAACGAUAGAAGUUUAUGAUGAAAUUUAAAUAUAAGAAUCUGAUAUGCUUUCCAGUGAUUCUAAUAAGCAUUAGUCAAAUGACUCAGGUAAUUCAACUGUAGAAGAAUAGCAGUAAUUAAGCAAUGAUCUAGAGUAACUAGAAAAUGAAAUUAAUUAAUCUUCUGAAUUAACAAGUAGCAGCAGUAAUAGCACAUUUUCACAGCAAAGAGCAUACGAAACUAUCAUUAAUUUUUACAAACUUUUAAAAAAGAAAAAGAUGAGCGGUUCAGUUUUUCCUUCAUUAGAAAAGGUUUCAUCAAGUGGCGAGGUUACCGCUAUGAAAUUAAUGGAAGGUACGACUAAAUAGGCUAGCUCAGUUCUAAUGGGAUCAUUAGGAUUCAAUGUAAUUCUCUAGAUAGUCCUUGGAUUUUCAAUGAAGAAACUUUGGAUGCUUAUCAAUACUUUACAAAUUUUGGUACACAUUCCCAUGCUUUAAAUCCCAAUGCCUGCUAAUGCAAUUUUAUGUUUUUAAGCCUUAAUUGACAUUUCUAAUCUAUAAGUAAUACCUAAAGAGCAAAUUAAAUCUUAUGCAGGGUCUAUUUAUGAUACUAGUACUGAUAAAGUUGAUGAACGAUAUAGCUUUUUCCUCAUAGUAGGUGUUGUUCUCUUGAUUAAACUAAUAUCUAAGAAGAUGCCUGCAUGCCGUAAAGCCUAUGAGUUUUUGAAGUCAAGAUUAUUUUUUUCAGCUCUGCUCAGACCAAUUUUAAAAGGUUAUUUAAAAUUUUGUAUUGCCUCUUUUAUUGCUAUUAAAAGUUUUAUGAGUGGAUCACAAGAUAUAUUAGAAUCAAUAAUUUCAGCUAUAAUGGCUAUUGCUCUAAUUCUCUGCCCUUUUGUAUUUGUGAGAUUUUUGAAAGUUUAUAAAAGGUAAUUGAACAGUGAGAAUUUUAAACAAAAAUUCGGUACUCUGUAUAUGAAUCUCGAUACGAAGUCGUUCAUAUCAUUACUUAAUCUAUUGAGCUAUUUACUGAGAAGACUUAUUAUGGCAAUCUCGAUUGUAUAUUUGAAUGAUUACCCAGGAUUUUAAGCUAUGACUCAAGUAUUGAUAAGUCAAGGAGUACUAAUAUAUUUUGUAUAUGCAAAGCCAUUCACUGAGUUACAGUAAAAUAUAUUUGAAUUCUACAAUGAAAUUUCGCUUUUGGUUAUUGGUUAUUUUCUUUUGCCUUUGUCAACUCUUGAAUUAACUCCUUAAUUUAGAGAAAAUACAGGGUGGGCUAUAAUAGCUAUUUGUAUGACUAAUUUAACAGUGAAUUAUAUGUCCCUUGUAUUUUCAAUUUUCACUGCAGUGUAUGGAAUGAUUAAGAAAUUUAAGAGUAAGUGUAAAAAUUAACAGAGAAUAGCUGAAUUAACAGAUACUGAUGAUAAUCGAAGUUAGCUUUAUGAAUCCUCAAAAAUCGAUCUUUUGGAUAUAGACAGAACAUUUGAAGGUACAUCUGAGUAAGAGAAUACGGCAAUUGCCAAAAUAAACAUGAAAAGUAUGCAUAAGAAAAAUAAGAGCUUUGAUUAAAAAAUUAAAGCCAAAAAGAAAAAGCCUAAAACUUAACCGGCCUAAUCACAAAUUUAUUAGAUUUCAAAGUAGGAUAACAAAAAUAAAGAAAAUAAAUAAAACAAAUCGAAAAGUGUAAGAACUAAAUACGAAAAAGAUAAAAAGCUACAGACUAAAUAAAAAUAUACAUUUAAUGGUAAAGGCUAAACAUCUAAAAUGAACUAAUGGGACAUUUUUGAUAAUGAUAAAUAUGGUCUUAGAAAAUUAUCUCCUAAUGAUAAUUGA
This is a messenger RNA of Stylonychia lemnae, 2685 nucleotides long. Lineage: Eukaryota; Ciliophora; Spirotrichea; Sporadotrichida; Oxytrichidae. The record is from the annotation of a GenBank genome assembly.